GCGGGGCGGGGGUCCGGCCCGGGGUCCGGCCCGGAGGAUGGUAAAAUGACCCAGGGCAAGAAGAAGAAACGGGCCGCCAACCGCAGCAUCAUGCUGGCCAAGAAGAUCAUCAUUAAGGACGGGGGCACGCCUCAAGGUAUAGGUUCACCUAGCGUUUAUCAUGCGGUUAUAGUGAUCUUCUUGGAGUUUUUCGCAUGGGGAUUGUUGACAGCACCCACGUUAGUGGUGUUACACGAGACCUUUCCUAAGCAUACAUUUCUAAUGAAUGGACUCAUUCAAGGAGUAAAGGGGUUGUUGUCAUUCCUCAGUGCUCCUCUGAUUGGUGCUCUUUCAGACGUUUGGGGUCGGAAGUCUUUCUUGCUGCUAACAGUAUUUUUUACCUGUGCACCAAUUCCACUAAUGAAGAUCAGUCCGUGGUGGUACUUUGCCGUUAUCUCUGUAUCCGGAGUUUUCGCUGUAACUUUCUCCGUGGUAUUUGCAUAUGUGGCAGAUAUAACUCAAGAGCAUGAAAGAAGUAUGGCUUAUGGACUGGUUUCAGCGACAUUUGCCGCCAGCUUAGUAACGAGCCCUGCAAUCGGCGCCUACCUUGGGCGAGUGUAUGGGGACAGCUUGGUAGUGGUGUUAGCCACAGCAAUAGCUCUGUUGGAUAUCUGUUUUAUCCUUGUCGCUGUGCCCGAGUCAUUGCCUGAGAAGAUGAGGCCAGCAUCCUGGGGUGCACCUAUUUCCUGGGAACAAGCUGACCCCUUCGCAUCCUUAAAGAAAGUGGGACAAGAUUCCAUAGUGCUGCUAAUCUGCAUUACCGUGUUUCUUUCUUACCUUCCGGAGGCAGGCCAAUAUUCCAGCUUCUUCCUAUACCUCAGACAGAUAAUGGAAUUUUCACCUGAAAGCGUUGCAGCAUUUAUAGCAGUUCUUGGUAUCCUCUCCAUCAUUGCACAGACUAUUGUCUUGAGUUUACUUAUGAGGUCAAUUGGAAAUAAGAACACAAUUCUACUGGGUCUUGGAUUUCAAAUAUUGCAGCUGGCAUGGUAUGGCUUUGGCUCAGAACCUUGGAUGAUGUGGGCUGCGGGGGCUGUAGCAGCCAUGUCUAGUAUCACCUUCCCAGCUGUCAGCGCCCUGGUCUCACGGACAGCCGAUCCUGACCAACAGGGUGUUGUUCAAGGAAUGAUAACUGGAAUUCGAGGAUUGUGCAAUGGGUUAGGACCAGCUCUGUAUGGCUUUAUAUUCUACAUAUUUCACGUGGAACUGAAUGAACUCCCAAUAACAGAACCAGAUUUAGGGGCCAAUCCGAGUCCUCAUCACCACUCCCAGCAGAAUUCCAUCAUUCCCGGUCCCCCGUUCCUCUUCGGAGCCUGCUCUGUGCUUCUGGCUCUGCUCGUUGCCUUGUUUAUUCCAGAACACACCAAUUUAAAUGUGCGGUCCGGUAAUUGGAAAAAGCAUUGUGGCGGCAGUCACGGCCACCCCCACAGCCCCCAGGCCCCAGGUGAGGCCAAAGAACCUCUACUUCAGGAUACAAAUGUAUGACCAUAAGGGCCGGCGAGACUUUUAUAUCGGCUCUUAGGUCUUGGUUUCACUCCUGCAGUUUGGGAUGCACCUUCCAUUUCCAUCCAAAAUCUGAUUUCUUAAGAUUGCCUUAAGAAAUGUACCUGCAUGAAAUAUGAAGAAACCACACGAGGAACUUUCUCCAAAGACGUUAGAGUGGAAGGUUUUUUUAUUAUUAUUAUUUGUUUUUCAUAAAGAAACCUGUUUAGCGUUGUUCUUGCCACUAAACUGUUACUUUUUUAAAGCUUAGUUCUGGGAAAAAAAAUAUAUCGAGGGUGUUCCCUAUGCCCCCUAAACCAUUCCCUUUAAGGUGUUGAGCUUUAUUUCUAUUUAUGUGGAGUCUGAGAGACAGUUUAGGACCCCGUCAUUUUAAUGCUGUAAAAAUUGAUUCAAAGCCUUAAUGCAGAUGCACUUCAGUAAGGAGAAGGUCAAUUUGUUUGCAUUUUUAAAAAGCACUCUUGGUUUUGAAAAAUUUGUACUACUAAAAAUCAUGUUUUGAGCCGUGCAAAGCUAGCAGUGAAGUUUUGGGAGUUUGUUUGUUUGCUUUUAAAGAUGUCUAUUACUCUGGUCAGUUUGGGCACAGCCUAGCAACAGUAGAAUUUAAAAGGGUAGGUGUUCAGAGCCUCAAAAAUUUUAAAAUGUUGGCUCAAACUCUGCUUUCCAAAAGUAGCUUCUUAUAAUACCACUAUUAUUUUGAUAUUUGCUUAAUCAUAGACCUCAACACUUGAAUACAUUAACUGAAAAAUAUACCAUAAGCUGAUAGCCUUGAAAAUGUCAAUUUGCUAGAUACAUAUAUUCAUAAAAACUAUAUAUAAAAUAUAUAUAUAUAUCUCUGUAUAUAUCUAUGCAGCUAUAUAGAGAUAUAUAGAUAUGCCUUUCAGGACUGUCCUAGUAACACUUAGAGCUAAUGUUUGUCCUAAAUUUUCAGGACCCUAGAAGAGAGCUUUAUACAAAUUACUGAUGUGAAUUUCUCUAAAGUGUAUAUUUUUGUGUCCAGUUAUAUUAUUUAAAAAAGUGUUACUUUGUAUAAAUUGUGUAUAAAGUAUUGUAUAGUUUUAAAAUGGUUUCAUCUUGUCUGUGGUUACUGCUUAAUGCUUUUUUAACUAUUCACCUUGGUCGACAAAGAUAUGGAAAAAGUUGUAAAUAUUGUUAAUAAAGUUGAAUAUUUUAAUGAACUUUAA
Messenger RNA from Ornithorhynchus anatinus (platypus), 2720 nucleotides. RefSeq names its product major facilitator superfamily domain containing 14A (gene SLC71A1). Gene Ontology annotation, biological process: transmembrane transport. Gene Ontology annotation, molecular function: transmembrane transporter activity. The transcript is spliced from 12 exons. Gene Ontology annotation, cellular component: membrane. Lineage: Eukaryota; Metazoa; Chordata; Mammalia; Monotremata; Ornithorhynchidae. The record is from RefSeq and is a predicted model, not a curated record. Bases 46 to 1521 code for a protein of 491 amino acids.